Messenger RNA from Hemicordylus capensis (graceful crag lizard), 6378 nucleotides. RefSeq names its product DENN domain containing 3 (gene DENND3). NCBI's taxonomy places the organism in Eukaryota, Metazoa, Chordata, Lepidosauria, Squamata, Cordylidae. Bases 1156 to 5142 code for a protein of 1328 amino acids. Gene Ontology annotation, cellular component: cytoplasmic vesicle. The record is from RefSeq and is a predicted model, not a curated record. Gene Ontology annotation, molecular function: protein binding. Gene Ontology annotation, biological process: regulation of Rab protein signal transduction. The transcript is spliced from 25 exons.
UCGGAUGGGCGGGGCUUGAGGCCGCCCCGCUCCAACUGCGGCCCCCCCGCGCGGCGCUGGGAAGGGGCCGGGCUGUCUGGAGCUUCGUCGCUUUCCGCUUCGCGACCGAGCCGGAGCUGACUGAGCCGGUGGGGCGUGGGGAGGCUGCCUCCAUCCUGGGAAGGGCUGUCACGCUCCUCCAUUGGGUCGGCGCGGGAGGGGGUCCUUUCUCGAGUCCCUUUUUGGGGGGGGGAAGCGCCUCCCACCUAUUUCCAUGAGUGCAACUCCCCACCUGGAAUAAGCGCGCGCGCGGUGGGCGGGGAGAGGACACUCUCGUGCCUGAGCCAGCCAGCUCUUCACUUGGGCUGCCUGGGGAGAGAUUGAGGUGCAUGUAAAAAGGGAGGGGUCUCCCCUCCCCCUCCCCCCAGCAGUUGAUUCAGGGCUCCUUCGCCCUUGCGGGGGAGGGUGUGUGUAGGUGAGACAUUCCGGCUAGAGUAGGGUGCCAGCCCGCCCGCCCUUUAUUUGGGCUGAGAGGAAAGGGUUGGGGGGCUGAGGCUUCCUCCCACCUCAUGGGGUGGGGGAUGGUUCCCCCCCUUCUUCAUUGAGGAGAGCCAGCUUCACCCCACUCUCCCAUUGCAGGUAGUGUGAAGCCUGCCUGAGAUGGGGUCCUUCUCCCGGGUGUCUCUCAGAUCUUGGGGUGAGGAGGGUCUGCCCCCUUGUUUCUAGAGAGGUAGCCGCUCGGAAGAGGUUGGGGCAGAGAAGCGCCUCCCCUUUUGCCCUCCCCCUCUCUUCUGUUGCCUUUAAAAAAAAAUAAAUUACGAUGGGGAGAUCCUGAGACAGAAGCACCAGCAAAGAGCAGAAAACGCAGGAAGAGAGCUUGAGCCUGAGGAGAGACAACUGGCCGACCUGCCCCACCUCAAUUCUGCCUGGCUUGGGAGUAAAGAAAACCUUAAAAAAAUAAAAAUACAUCUGCACUUGGGGUAGGAGGAAGGAACACUUGAAGACCAAACGCUUGUGGGGUGAAUCUGAGGGCAGCUGUCUUGAUCAUCACCCCUACAGAUAAGCGAGAAGAAAGUUGGAACUGGUCAGGGCUUCCUUGGAUAGGUUGGUUCGAGGUGGAAGGAGUGGGAGGGCUUGCCCCGUGCCCCUAUUUCUCACUAGACCUGUGCCUUUGCUAUGGAAGACGUCCUGCCUUCUGCUGUACUGGAAAUCUGCGUGCUGGUUGGAGUUUCCAGAGAAAAGGCAAAUGAAGUCCACCAGGUUGUUAAGAAGAAGCACGUGAAAACUUUUCCUCCUGUUGAACCAGAAGUUCUUUCUGUCUUUGUACCUCCGUUUAUCAGCCAACAGGAAUUGCAAACAACAAAUAUAAAUAAUAACACAUUCAAUAAAGCAAAGCGCCGUUCCUUUCGAAAAAAGAAAGAUAAAUCUAAGAUUGAAAAUGCAAGAACUCUGAAUGGGGCCCAUAAAGUUCCUGAAUAUGAAGAUGUUCCUGUUCCCAAAGAUGUUGAUCUUAAUGGAUUGCCUCAACUUUGCUUUCCAGGAGGAUUUUACAUAACAUAUGAAUCAAAGGAGGACCACAUUCAUUUCCUUGUUUUCACAGACGUCUGUGGUAAUAGGACAUAUGGUGUUGUUGGACAAUCUUACCAGCCUAUACAAGAUGGACAUAUCUCCAAUGGGCAGGUUCACUGGGACACUUCACAGACCUCUAAAACUGCUGCAUGCUUCGUACCAUUUGCUGUUUGUGUCAUAUCCAGAUAUCCGUACUUUAAUGCCCUGAAAGAUUGUCUGUCUUGCUUAUUAGUGCAGUUGAAACUUUACAAGGAUUUGGAUGUGGAUGACUGCAUAAAAGAAUUUGCGGCAAAACUGUCUUUAAUACCGACUCCUCCUCCAGGACCACUUCAUUUGGUCUUUGUCUGCUCUAUCUACUUUGCUCUCAGAUUCUGUCCCUUGGUCCACUCCUACUUGGACCUCCUUCGACCCCGCCCCCCGCCUCUGGAGUUCCUUUCUCUUACUGCAGAGUCGCCUGUGAUGGCAGCAGAUCAUUCGUGCCUUUGGACAGCAGUAAGGGUGGCUGAGAUAUUUAAUAUGAAGCCUCUCCAAGUAAUACUUCCAUCGCGGGAGGACUCCGACAGCCCAGUUAUUGAUCUAAAUCUUCAUCUUCCCUUCUUAUGUUUCAAACCAGAGCAGGUGUUACAGAUUAUAACAUGUAUUUUAACUGAGCGGAAGAUAGUUUUCUUCUCUUCUGAUUGGGCAUUGCUAACACUGAUAGCUGAAUGCUUCAUGGUGUACCUUCAUCCUAUUCAGUGGCAGCAUACUUUCGUACCAAUUCUCUCUCAUAAGAUGUUGGAUUUUGUAAUGGCGCCUACAUCUUUCCUCAUGGGAUGCCAUGUUGAUUACUUUGAAGACGUUAGCAAGGAAGCUGAUGACCUAAUUCUAAUUAACAUUGAUAACGGGGACAUUGCACAAUCUAAGUCAUCUGAAGAGGAGAAUGAAAUUCCAGAUAUCCCAUUGCAAGCAGCAGAAAUAUUUGUGACAAGGGUUGAAAGUCUUCAGCUACACUAUGAUCUAGAACUUUGCCGUCUUGGUUCCUGUACAGACCUUGGUGAAAUACAGUUACGUAAGACCAACUGGCAACAGAAGCUGAAUUCUGAAAUUCAGCAGAUUGCUCUGCAGUUAAUUGUCGAUAUCUUUAGGGAAGUAAAAGACCAUCUGAAUUAUGAGCACAGAGUAUUUAACAGUGAAGAAUUCAUUAAAACAAGAGCACCAGGGGAUCAGCCAUUUUACAGAAUGGUAUUGGAGACCUAUAUGUUUCAUUCUUUCCUCAAAGCUCGCCUCAACAGAAAAAUGGAUGCUUUUGCCCGCCUAGAGAUGAGAACUCAGACUGAAGAAGAUAGGUUAAGUUCAAUGCUUGAUAGUCCAAGGAGACUGACCAUGGAGAAAAUGGUUUCUAAAAGAUAUAAUCUUCAAUACAUGAUUAGUAAGCGCAUGGUAAUAAGUUUGCCUAAUCUGCAAGAUAUCAAGCCAACGGAUGUUCCAACUAGGAAUUCAUCUCUUCGGCGUAUAGACACUCAUCCUGCUACAAGAUCAACUUCGAAAUCAGUGAGCACUUUCAAGAUCCCAGAAAUUCACUACCCACUGCUGGGUCACUGUGUUUCCUCUUACUAUGCUGACUUUAUCAACCACCUCAGCAGAGCUAUAAACACUUUGCCCCCAGAUAAUUCUGCCCUUUUGGCAAGAUAUUUCUACCUUCGGGGACUUAUUAGUCUGAUGCAAGGAAAGCUUCUGAAUGCACUUUCAGACUUCCAAAAUCUGUAUAAGACAGACAUAAGGAUAUUCCCUACAGUCCUUGUGAGAAGAAUGGUGGAAAACCUUUCUCCGUCUGACCAUUCCCAAGCAGACCAGAAGCCAGAACUGAAGAGGCUGAUAAGUCUAGUGAUGGAUAAGCAAAGGGAGGUAAACAAAGUGGAUGACCAUGUGAAGAACUUUGAGUUGCCAAAAACUCACAUGCAGCUGGAUGACUUCGUGAAACGCAUUCAGGAAUCUGGGAUCGUUAAAGAUAUUGAUACUAUACAACGGCUAUUUGAUGCAUUAACAGUAGGACACCAGAAGCAAAUAGAUCCAGAAACAUUUAAAGACUUUUACAAGUACUGGAAGGAAACGGAAGCAGAAGCUCAGGAAGUAAACCUACCACCUGCUGUAAUUGAACGUUUAGACAAAAAUGAGUGUGUCUAUAAGUUAUCGUGCUCAGUUAAAACUAACAAAGGAGUUGGGAAAAUAGCAAUGACUCAGAAGCGCUUGUUCCUCUUGACUGAAGGAGGACGGCCUACCUAUGAAGAGAUUGCAGCUUUCAGAGAUAUAGAGGAAGUGAAGAGUACUACUGUUACCUUUUUCCUCCUCCGAAUUCCCACUCUGAAAAUAAAAGCCAUGUCCAAAAAGGAAGUCUUUGAAGCCAAUCUUAAAACAGAAUGUGACCUUUGGCACUUGAUGAUAAAAGAAAUGUGGGCUGGGAAAAAAAUGGCAGAUGAUCACAAGGAUCCUCAAUAUAUUCAGCAAGCACUUACCAAUGUUCUCCUGAUGGAUGCAGUGGUGGGUGCAUUGCAGUCCUCCUCCAAAAUUAUUUAUGCUGCUUCCAAACUAUCCUAUUUUGACAAGAUGAAGAAUGAAGUGCCCAUGAUGGUCCCCAAAACAACUGCAGAAACACUGAAGCACAAGAUCAACCCAUCGGCCGGUGAAACUCUUCCACAGGCAGUGGAGGUCUUGCUUUAUACACCAGGGCAGCUUGAUCCAGCAGAAAGGCAUGGAGAUGCCCAUCCGAAAUUAUGGUGUGCUUUAGAUGAAGGGAAGGUGGUUGUGUUUGAUGCGUCUUCAUGGACUAGACAACACUGUUUUAAAGUGGGGAGCUCUAAACUGAAAUGCAUGGUAAUGGCAGAAGAUAGCCAAGUCUGGAUUGGUUCUCAAGACUCCAUUAUCUAUAUAAUCAACACUCAUAGCAUGUCAUGCAAUAAGCAGCUUAAUGACCAUCGCUCUGAAGUUGUGGACAUCAUUGUGGAAAACCGAGACCGUAUGUUCAGUGAGGCAUAUUCGUGCAGUGUAGAUGGGACAGUGAUUGCUUGGAACAUCAGCACCUUGAAAGUGAACCGUCGAUUUCAGCUCCCCUGCGAAACUCUAACUUCCAUCAAAUUCCACAACAACCGACUUUGGUGCUGUAUUGGAAGUUGUAUUCUUGUAGUCAUGACAAAUGGGAUUAUUCGGCAUAAGGUCAAAAUGGAAGACUGUGCCGGAGAUCUGCCUAUGUCCUUACUCUGUUUCCAGUUGUUUCCAGAGAGGGACCAAGUUUGGGCGUCGUGUUCAGGGAGCAGUGAGCUUUGUAUCUGGAAUAUGACCGAUCUCUCCAUACCCUCCCAGAAGAUAAACCUGCAAGACUGUUCAGAGAUCACUUGUAUGAUGAAAGUAAAAAACCAGAUGUGGGUUGGCAGCCGAGGACGUUCUCAAGGCAAAAUCAAAGGAAAGAUCUAUGUGGUUGAUGCUGAAAGGAAAACAGUAGAAAAAGAAUUGGUUGGACACACUGAUACGGUGAAGGCUCUCUGCUCUGCAGAGGACAGAUAUGUUCUUAGUGGCUCUGGAAAGGAAGAAGGGAAAAUUGCAAUCUGGAAGGUUGAAUAGAAUCAGCGUUUUUCGUUUGUGUUAAUACAGUUGUAGAAACCUGGAUGUAAGAGUGGGGAUUCCGUUAGCUUCCGUUUUGUUGUAUUCUUCCUUCAGGGCUUCUUUUAAUUUAUUAGAUCACUUUUCAGUGCACAGUGUUUGUUACUCUUCAGGAGCAAACGAAGUUAAUUUCUCUUUAUAGCUGGUUGUGAUCCUGAACUGAGCAUUGAGCACUUUAAAAUUGAGGAGGGAAAUAACUGGGAAAUUCUUUGUAUCAAAUUAUAAAUGUCACUUCAAGGUAUUUCAAGUGGUGUAUCUUGUAUAGACUGCAUUGGGUUCAGUAAUGACAGUUCUGUGCUUCCUGAAAGAAAACCUUUAGAUAACUAAAAUGUUUGUUGCACUACUAGGGACCAUACCUGUUUGAAUUAUGAGCAUUGCCUUUAGAUUUGAUGAAAUGACUUAAAUUAAAUAAGCUGGUUGAUGCAGAACUGGCCUGCUUCUGUUGACUGAUCCCUCUGUUUUGGCGCCUACAACUUCUGCAUGACAGGGCGUCUUCACUGAAACAGAUGGGGAACCUGUUGCAAGCAGAGGGGCUCCCCCUACACCCGCAAGAGAUCACUGCCAGAGCAGGAUGUGAGUGAGUGAGAAUGGUGCUGCAGUCUUGGCCGGAUGUGGUGAAGUUGUUUCCCUUUAAAAGGCUGUGGCUACAUGUUUGUUUUUAACAAAACAGCUGCUACUGUAAAUGCAACACAUGAGGGGUUUCCACGUCCCUAAGUGUAGGGCUGCUGUCUUAUGUGUUCAACACAUUUCAGUUAGGUGGAAGGCGUUUGCAGCAUUAUCUUUCACAGUAUGCUCAUUUCGUUCUCAAUAAAAGCUCUUCUGCCCCUUUCAAGUGCUCUUAGCAUAGCACGUGCCUUUCAGAAAGUGUGUAAGUUGCCUUGUCAAGCACGUCAUGCAAAAUGCCGACUGAUGGCAAGUCGCACUUUGCCUUUCCCUCUGUGGCAGUUGUUUUCUUUCAGAGUCCACAACUGCAAUUAAGUUCUUCCCCUCCCAGUAGACCUCUGAUUGUGUAUAGAUGAAUGUAAAUAAGUAAUUCUAAUAUACAUACUGUAAAGAUUAGUUAUUUUUGUAAACAUUUAAUAAAAAGCUGUUAAAAACUAACAAUUUCCUACAUUUGGUAUAACUAAUGGAAAUAUUUCAGUCUUACAAUAAAAUGAUUGUUGCUGAGCUGAUGAAAAAAUUAGUAUUGAACUAAAA